Molecule: messenger RNA, 876 nt
Organism: Centruroides sculpturatus (bark scorpion)
Lineage: Eukaryota; Metazoa; Arthropoda; Arachnida; Scorpiones; Buthidae
Product: guanine nucleotide exchange C9orf72-like
Exons: 5
Coding region: 4-588 (194 amino acids)
Biological process (GO): autophagy; endocytosis
Cellular component (GO): endosome; autophagosome
Molecular function (GO): guanyl-nucleotide exchange factor activity
Source: RefSeq, a predicted model, not a curated record
CAGAUGAUACAUACUCUUGCUUUAUUUCAAGACAGCAGAGAAAAGUCUUGUUCAACUUAUACUUCUUUGUACAGUAAAUCAUAUUCUUAUCAAUCAGGAUUAUUAUUACAAGGUUUGUUAAAGGAUACUUAUGGAAGAAGCGAUUUAUGGUUUCAAGAUCUUAAAUUGAAUCCAUAUCCUGUUACUGUUAUUGAUUUAAGUCGAAAAAAGGUUCGUACCUUAUUACAUUCAUCACAGGAUGAUGACAGUCAUUCAAAUUCAGAAUCACAAUCUUUAAAACAUGAAAGUUCUCUUCAGACAGUUACUGAAGUAGGAAAAUUAAUUCCAGAUAUGUUGCGGGAGUGUCGGAUAUUUAAUGAAGAACCAGCUAUUCAAGAAAUUUAUGCCAAACAUUUUUCGCGAUAUAUGUGGCUCACUGCAUCUUCACUUAUUAAAAUGACAGAUAGAUAUAGAGAAUUAAAUAUGACUACUACACCAACAAUCUUGAAAAAUAUUUUUAAGCAGUCCAACAGUACAGAUUUGAGGGUGAUUAUUGGAAGUGCAGAAAAGUUAAGGCCUGGCAUCUGCACACUUAUAAAUGAAAAAUAAUAUAAUGUUUGUUAUUUAUUAAAUAAAUCUCGUUUGUAAUAAUGAUUAAUUUUUUCAUAAUGAAAAGUUUCAUAAAUUCUCAAAUAUGCUAACAUAUAAUUUGUGUUUGGAUCUAAUAAAUUGCAGUUUGUUAAUUUUUGUUCUUUUACUUGACUGUAAAAAAUUACAAUUCAAAACUUAAUUUAAAACGUUCGUAUAAUUUAAUAUUUCUUAUGUCAUUGGUGCAACUAACAAACUAUCAAACAAUUUAUUACAGAUGCUAACUUUUUAUUUCUGAUUUUGUAGUUC